AUGUCGCGCUCGGUUCGAGCUCCAUCGGAAGAAGAAACCGAACUAUGGGAUAAGUUGAAAGGUUAUGUCAAGGCGAACUCCAAUCCUCCAGAACUACCGUCCCUGCCGUCAAACCAGGAACUAAGGAAAAUAGGAGCAUCAGAUGUAGCUGUGGAACUUGCACGUAGAUUAUUUCAGGCGGAAAACAGGAUAGUUGAGUCAGAGAAACUGUGCCAGACGCCCUUAGCCCAUUAUCAGCUACAAGAUACGUUUAUCAACAACAAUCACUUGCGGGGAACUACACAAACGGCUGGAUGCGUUGGGGGCGAAAAGCAGGAGGCAGAGAAAUGUGGCGAAGACGACCAUCGCGGGCAAGGAGUUAUAGGCGCAACCUCUUCGAGGCUAAGCGGCAUCAAUUCAAGCGAUUUGGGGUGGCAAAGUAGAGCCUCAACGACCUCUUAUUUUACUACUCCAUGCUUGCCUUCUACUUCCGGUGGGAGAUGGGUACCCCCGGGCCGCCGCUUCAUAGCAGCGGAACCUUUCAUACCCAAUGUAAUCCUGGGAGCUCGUCCUAGUGUGACUACCUCAACAGCUGGUGGAUGGCGUGCGCGUGAAGCAGCUAGGAUUGCAACCAUGACCGCCGCUUCUAGGAGUUCUGAUAGCCAUUCAACAAUGCCUCAGCACACCCAAUAA
Messenger RNA from Rhizoctonia solani, 672 nucleotides. RefSeq lists its product as uncharacterized. The transcript is spliced from 4 exons. The record is from RefSeq and is a predicted model, not a curated record. Bases 1 to 672 code for a protein of 223 amino acids. Lineage: Eukaryota; Fungi; Basidiomycota; Agaricomycetes; Cantharellales; Ceratobasidiaceae.